Molecule: messenger RNA, 495 nt
Organism: Dictyostelium discoideum AX4
Lineage: Eukaryota; Evosea; Eumycetozoa; Dictyosteliales; Dictyosteliaceae
Exons: 1
Coding region: 1-495 (164 amino acids)
Molecular function (GO): carbohydrate binding
Source: RefSeq, a predicted model, not a curated record
AUGAAUAAACUAUAUAAAAUUUUAAGUUUAUUUUUAAUAUUUUCAUUUAUAAAAGAAAUUUAUUGUAUAAUGGAUAAUAAUAAUAAUAAAAAUCCUGUUCGUUUUGAAUGUAUUCCAAAUUCAUGUUUAUCGGAUCAUUCAUGUAUUGAAGAUUUAGAAACUGGUAAAAAUAAAUGUGUUGAUGAUAGUACUCGUAAAGUUAUAUUUCAAUCAACAAUUGUUACAAAAUGGCAUAAUGAUAAUGAUAAUGAUCCUAAAAUGCAUGUUUCUGUUGAAAUUAUCAAUGAAAAUGUUAAUACAAUUCAUAAUUUAGUCAUUGUAAUCGAUUCAUCAGUUAGAGUAAUUGAUUUGUGGGGUAUGAAUAAAAAUAAAAGUGUUUAUCAAUUACCAUCAUAUGUUCAAAUUCCACCAAAUUCAACUCAUAAUUUUGGUUACAUUUGUGAUGGUUUCCAAUUACCAAAAAUAUUUCUUGGUGCUGUGUAUAUUAUAAUUUAA